Messenger RNA from Quercus robur (English oak), 1036 nucleotides. RefSeq lists its product as uncharacterized. The record is from RefSeq and is a predicted model, not a curated record. Gene Ontology annotation, molecular function: mRNA binding. Lineage: Eukaryota; Viridiplantae; Streptophyta; Magnoliopsida; Fagales; Fagaceae. The transcript is spliced from 2 exons. The coding region runs from base 104 to 724 and encodes 206 amino acids.
UCUACAACAAAAUUAGCUCUCUCAGUCAGUACACAACAAGAUUCGCGCUACUUUUUACGAACCCAAAAAAAAAAAAAAAAAAAAAAAAACCAAUCAAUCAAUCAUGAGCCGCAAUCGCAAGCGAGACAAACCCUACUUCUCCCGCCAGGUCCCGGCCUCUCUGUCGAAACGCCGCCGUCCUCAUCCGCCGCGUCACGAUGGCGGAGAAGACGACGGCGGCGACGUAAUCGAAGACAAGCCGAUCCAGAAGCCGGCUCCGCCGCCGGCUCUGGUGGUCACGGGUCUGCCGACGGAGUGUUCGGUUUUGGACUUGAAGUCUCGGUUCGAGAUCUACGGCUCGAUCUCUCGCAUUCGCAUCGUAGAUCGCGAUGGACUCGCGUAUGUAAUGUACCGAGCUAAGGACUCGGCCCAGGCCGCUAUUGCUGCCUCUCUUGACCCGUCGUUUGGGAUAACUAUUGAUUCCAAAAAGUUACAGGUUGUGUGGGCAACUGAUCCUCUUGUCCAAUGGAGAGAAGGAGUUGGGGUUGGUGCAAACAAGGACAACACAUCAUCAUCUUCGUCUAAGCUUUUGCGGGCAGAGGUACCUCUGAGUAGACAUGGAAGAGGUAACAAACUUGCUUCGGCUAUAGUGAACCCUAAAAGUAAUAAUAAUGAAGGGUCUUCGAGUGUUUUAGAUGUGCCGUUUAGGGGCAGAGAAAUUGUUGCUUAUGAUGAUAUCCUGUAAUUGUAGAACUAGUCCUUGGGUUAUUCUAUUUAGUAAGAAAUUGAAUUUGUGUUAGGUUUAUUUAUUAUAGAUAGGAUUUUAAGUUUAUGUAGGACUGAAGUUGCUUGAAGGAAAGGUUGGUUAAAAGAAUGAGUAAAAGCUGUUGGAUGGCAUGUAGCUUGUGGUUUUAAGAUGAGUUGGUGUUGCCAAGAUUUGGCCUUCUUCUUCUUCUUCUUUUUUUAAUUAAUUGGUUAUGUAAUUGGUUCGUUUUUAAAAAAUUGUUGGGAAUUUACUCCUUUGUAAUGUUAAUUCAAUAGUGGCUUGUAUUUAUUA